AUGUGUAAACACUUCAAGAGUCUGCUCAACAUCUUGAGGCUGCUGGAGAUCAUACUGUGUACGUUAGCCUUGGUCAUCCCUAUGUUUAGGGGUAGGAUGGUGAACCCAUACGGCAUCUACUGCGAGUUCAUCUGGGUCUUCUGUGUCAUUAUGGCUGUGGUCCUACUAGUGUCCGAGAUCAUGCUAUUGCACAUCCUCCUGCCCAACUGGGACGACCUGGUUUGCGGUCUGAGCAUGCUGUGCACGCUCAUGGUCGCCGCCGCCACGCUCAUUUUCGCCAUCGUCUUUGGCUGCCUGUCGUGCAUCAGCAGUGUCUUCUGCAUCAUCUUCUCAUUGGCCGCUACCGCGGUCUUCCUGGUAGACAGUGUCAAGAGAAAAAUGAAGUGUCCAAAGGGCUACCUAUCAAACCUAAGGGGUAUUCUGAGAUUCACAGAGGCCGUCCUGGCUUGCAUCAUCCUCGCCGGCGCCACCAACUACUUCCUGGGUGUGGAAGGCGAAUUCCGCCCACCAGCCAUGUUGUGGUGCAUUGUAGUCUAUGUAGUCUGUCUCCCUGUGACCGUUCUCAUCAUACCCAUCCGUCUGUGCAGUCUACUUGAAUGCCUCAUCUCCUGUAUUGGGAUUGAUCUGUUGGAGUUGGUGUUUAACAUAGUGGCUGUGGUGUUGUACCUGUCUGCUGUCAUCCUCUGGCCUGUCUUUGGUUACAAGCACUACCGUGAGUACAAUCCACCAAACUGUGACUACUGUCGCCAUAACGACCUGGAUGUGGUAACUGUGGGGACCAUUGCCAAUCUCAUCCUCUACGUCGUGGACUUGGUUUUCACCAUCUUGGCUCGACUGAAAUCCUAA
Oncorhynchus gorbuscha (pink salmon) is the source of this 846-nucleotide messenger RNA. Its product is annotated as myeloid-associated differentiation marker-like protein 2. Gene Ontology annotation, cellular component: membrane. Bases 1 to 846 code for a protein of 281 amino acids. The transcript has a single exon. NCBI's taxonomy places the organism in Eukaryota, Metazoa, Chordata, Actinopteri, Salmoniformes, Salmonidae. The record is from RefSeq and is a predicted model, not a curated record.